AUGGCAGACAGAGACUGGAAAAAUCAAACAGUUGUCACAGAAUUCAUCUUCCUGGGAUUUGGGGAUCUCCCAGAACUGAAAAUUCUUCUCUUCCUCAUGUUCCUAGUAAUCUACAUCGCAACCGUGACUGGGAACAUGCUCAUCACUGCACUAGUUGUGACUGAUCAGCACCUUCACACCCCCAUGUACUUCUUCCUGGGGAACUUGUCCUGCCUGGAGACCUGCUACACCUCAACCAUCCUGCCCCGGAUGCUGGCCAGUCUGCUGACUGCAUUGAUAAAACUUUCCUGCAGUGACACAUACCUGAUCAAAUUGCUGAAUUUUGUACUGGCCUUUGUAUUCACCCUGCCUCCAUUCCUACUAACACUGACAUCCUAUGUGUGUAUCCUCACAACCAUCCUGAGAAUCCCUUCCACCACUGGGAGGCAAAAGGCCUUUUCCACCUGCUCCUCCCAUCUCAUCGUGGUGACGAUUUACUAUGGAACCUUAAUGAUUGUCUACAUGCUACCGAAUCGCGACACAUUAAACAUCCUAAACAAAGUGCUCUCUCUUUGCUACACAGUCCUGACUCCCCUGGUUAACCCCCUCAUCUACAGCCUGAGAAACAGAGAUGUCAAGGAAGCCUUGAGCAAAGCAGUCAGUAAAUAUGUGGCUUUCACAAAAACAGGCAGUGAAUCCUAG
This is a messenger RNA of Chelonia mydas (Green sea turtle), 681 nucleotides long. Its product is annotated as olfactory receptor 5G3-like. The record is from RefSeq and is a predicted model, not a curated record. Gene Ontology annotation, cellular component: membrane. The coding region runs from base 1 to 681 and encodes 226 amino acids. The transcript has 2 exons. Gene Ontology annotation, molecular function: G protein-coupled receptor activity; olfactory receptor activity. Gene Ontology annotation, biological process: G protein-coupled receptor signaling pathway. Lineage: Eukaryota; Metazoa; Chordata; Testudines; Cheloniidae.